Messenger RNA from Ostertagia ostertagi, 1425 nucleotides. NCBI's taxonomy places the organism in Eukaryota, Metazoa, Nematoda, Chromadorea, Rhabditida, Trichostrongylidae. The record is from the annotation of a GenBank genome assembly.
AUGUCUGAUCAGGAGUUCCACAGCUGUGUGGAUUUCAGUCGUUUUGCAAACCAUCACAUGAUUGCUGUGACAGCUGAUGGAGUUCGGCUUGUUCCUUCUGAUCGUGUUCCUUCAUUACCACCGACUCCCUACAACAUUGACUCGUCGUUCCUUGGUAACGGUAUCGAUAGUAGUGUCGCCUCUGACAGGAAGAAUUCCAGUGUUUCCUAUCGUGACCUCGAUAACUUUGACGAAAACUCAAGCUCGGAUAAGUUUGGACGCUCCGGAGGAUUUCAAGAUAAAGGUCAAUCUGGUAAUCGUGAGUUCCGAGGACGUGGCCGUGGCGGUUUCCGUGGAAGAGGAGAGCGUGGAUUUGGCCGCGGGCGUGGGCGUGGUGGUGGAAAUCGCGAUGAUGAUAACGGACGUGAGAACAGCUAUCGUGGACGCGGUCGUGGUAGAGGAGGCGAUUAUCGUGGUGAUGGAAACAGUUCCUACCGUUCAAGAGAUUCUUUCGGAGACAACAACUCGUCGGGUUUGGAAUCGAAACCCAAAAGGGAGCACUCAUAUUCACGUUCGGGUAGCGGCAGUCCUUGUUCUCCGGUGUCGAAGAAAGCGAAUUUCGGUUUGUUCCUCAAUACAAGUGCUAGCGUUCGUAAUAACACAAGGACUCGCUCGUAUUCGCGAUCGAGAAGCGGCAGCCCUCUUUCACCAGCUGCAAAGAAGACCGGUAAUAUUCGUUCUGAUCACGUCUCCAGACCUUGUUCGUAUUCUCGAUCUAGGAGCAGCAGUCCAGUAGCAGGGAAGCGGAAUGAUGUUAGUCGAGAGGCAGCAAAAAGUAGUGAUCGAGAAAGAAAAUGUUCAAAUAAGAGUACCAGGAAUUCUUGUUCAUACUCCCGAUCAAGGAGCAAUAGCCCGAUCAAUUCUGCUGGCAAGGAACCAAGUACUGGAAGCCGUCAGAGCUCUCGCUCUAAACCUCAUUCGUACUCACGGUCAAGAAGCAAUAGUCCGGCAACGACCAAACGAAAAAGCACUGUCAAUGUGUCGAUGAACAAUAGAAGCGAUCGUUCUUACUCGCGCUCGGGAAGUCGAAGUCCACCCAGAGCAGUCCCUACGAACAAUACCACAGGGAACCUGUCGACUAGGUCACGCUCUCCAAGUGGAGGUCGCAGUCGUAGUCCCUCAAGUAACGAAGUAAACAACAAUAAUCCAGAAGAACCACAUGAAAACAAUACUUCAAGAAGUAUCUAUAAUACCGAGCCAGACAAUUACAUGAAUUCUGGAUACGGCUCUGGCCGUCAGUCGGUGAGAGUAACACUGUCAAUUAUUCUUUACCCAGUACAACUAGAAAUGUUGAAAGUACCAGUUAUAGAUCGUAACCGAAACACUUUCAAUCGCUCAGCGACACAGCCAGAUCACAACGCGAGCGGUGUGUUUUUUUUAGAUUGA